AUGAGCGAAACUGUAACUGUUACUAACUCCACCGACGCAGUGGUGCCAGCCGUGUGGUCAUGGAUACCGAUCACUUGGCAAUGGUGGGAUGUCAUUCAGUUGAUCCUAGCCAUCGCUGGCAUCAUCGGAAACUCCCUGGUGAUGUUGGUAAUUUUCCGUGUUAAGAGAAAGCUUUGCUCCACCGAUACCCUGAUUGCUGGAUUGGCUCUGGCCGACUUCUUGACGUCGGUGUUCAUCAUUCCUCACGCUCAAGUAAAGACGCUUCCAGACACCAUAGCAGCGCAGCUCUACUGUCGGAUCAUCCAAUCCAAUUCCCUCAUGUGGACAUCCAUCUGCGCAUCUAUCUUUACCCUCACCACCAUCUCAAUCGAAAGGCUCAUGGCUGUGAGGUACCCUUUUCAAUUCCAGCGUUUCUUUUCCUCCAGAUCAACCUCCCUCGCAAUCGGUGGCAUUUGGCUAAUCUCCUUCGUCAUCAACACCGUCAGUUUCUACGUCCACUACAUCUUUGAAGGAAAAUGUGCUUUUGGCUUCUCGACGCCAUCUUUCCAGAAGUUCAUCGGAGUCUUCUACUUCAUCGCAGAGUACUUGGUACCCGUAUCAGUCAUGAUCCUAGCCCACGUCUUCACCAUCCGAACCCUUCGUGAGCGCGCCCAGGUGAAGCCUUACUCCGCCGAAAACCAGAGCCAGCGACCGAAUAAACAUUUCCUGCGGGCCCGACGUCGCGUCGUCGAAAUGCUCUUUAUAGUUGUCGUCAUCUUCAUCAUCUGCUGGACGCCUGAUCAGUUUGGCUUCCUCGCUUUCACCGUCGGUAUCAUCGACUUCUCGCACUUCAACAGCCCCCUCUACCGCUCCUUCGUAGUCCUUGCUUUUGUCAACUCCUGUGCGAACCCUAUCAUCUACGCCGCCAGGAACCCUAACUUCAGACAGGCUCUUAAAGAACUCUUUAGGAACGUACCGUCUAUCAGACUUCAAUCUGUCUUUGCGGCCAUAUACGAGACUAGCAACGUCUCUACUGAUACAAGUGCCACUAAACUAUCCUCUGUUGACAAGUAA
Molecule: messenger RNA, 1053 nt
Organism: Strongylocentrotus purpuratus (purple sea urchin)
Lineage: Eukaryota; Metazoa; Echinodermata; Echinoidea; Camarodonta; Strongylocentrotidae
Product: galanin receptor type 2-like
Exons: 1
Coding region: 1-1053 (350 amino acids)
Biological process (GO): G protein-coupled receptor signaling pathway
Cellular component (GO): membrane
Molecular function (GO): G protein-coupled receptor activity
Source: RefSeq, a predicted model, not a curated record